GACGUAAAUCAAACAGUUUCUGACGGAAGCAAAGAAAAAAACAAAGAAGAGUGAUGGCUGAUUGGGGGCCGGUUUUUGUAGCUGUGAUUCUGUUUGUUUUGCUAACUCCAGGUCUGCUGUUUCAGCUUCCUGGCAACCGCAGGUGCUUGGAGUUCGGCAACUUUCACACCAGUGCUGCUGCUAUCAUCGUUCAUUCAGUUCUCUACUUCGGUCUCAUUUGCGUCUUCUUGCUUGCCAUCAAGGCAUUUCAAACCGUGGCAGUUACAUACGAUCAAAAGGCUAGAAAACAAUGGAAGAAAUGAACUGAAACAGUCUCAAAAGUAGGAAG
This is a messenger RNA of Cucurbita moschata (crookneck pumpkin), 328 nucleotides long. RefSeq lists its product as uncharacterized. Bases 54 to 302 code for a protein of 82 amino acids. The record is from RefSeq and is a predicted model, not a curated record. The transcript has 2 exons. NCBI's taxonomy places the organism in Eukaryota, Viridiplantae, Streptophyta, Magnoliopsida, Cucurbitales, Cucurbitaceae.